AGAGAGCCAUACAAGUGCUGCCGAUUUUUGAAAUUGCUUGGUUGAAAUCUUCAAUCAAGGCCCAACGGUUCAUUUGUUUACUGAGCAUUGUGCACCUCGUGAACUGGCGUGGUGUGUGAUGUGAAUCUGCAUAGUUGAGGAAAAAGCGCGUGGUGACUGGGAUAGACUCGAAAUCCUUAUUUGCGGGCUACGGUACGUGAAUUUGAUAUUUGAGGAUGUUUGCUUCGAAUGGGAGAAAAAUGCUGUUUCACCUCGUAGAUCUAAAAGUUGAAGAAGAUCUCGAAAUCCACAAUUUGAUAGUCGAUAAUGGGGGAAGAGUGGUCAAAUACCAUGAAUGUGAUGUUAUGGUGCUUGCAAAUCGAUAUCAUCAUAAAAUUGAUCGUGUGUUCCACAUAAAUUUUGUUCGUGAUUCGGUGAACAAGGGGGGCUUGUUGGACAUGAUUCCGUAUAUGUUAGGACCAGAGAAGCACAUGUGUCUGAUCAGCUUGUACCUAUAUGGGAAAAGUUCAUGCUCCGUUAGCUCCAGAGAUGCAUCCAUUCAAACUUGCCGAAGCUUGACUGAUGAUAAUUUAUCUGAAAUAAAUGUUGUCUCUCCUUCCAAGUUGACAAUUAGGAGUGACGACGAGGUACCUAGCAUUGAACACCAGUCCCAAGAGUUUUCGUCUACAUUUCAUGAAGAUGCCUCUGACUCAAUGAGUCCAAACUUAAUGAGAUCCGCAUUGGAAAUCGAACAGUCUGCAUCCCAACUCAAACAAAAUUUCUCGAGAUCUCCAAUGCAAACUGACCUUGAUGAAACCUUCUUUAGAAGUAUUAACGAGAGUUUAUCAGAGCAGAUGAAGCGAAAGGCGGAUUCUCCGGUCAGUGAAGCGGAGACGAUCGUUAUUCGUAAAUCGCAAAAAACUACGCAGAAACAGUAUCCGGAUUCGGAUGAGUCUUUCAGCUCUCCCGAAAAAAACAGAGCGCUUUUCGAUAUGCCAUCACCUUUGCGUAUGCAACCCAGAAGCCAUGCAACAAAAAAUUUCACUAGCAAUGAUCUUUUGGACGAUACGGCCAUAAUUGAUGACUCGGAUGUAUCAGAUGGGCCAGCUCCAUCAAUUAAUCCUCUGAAACGAGUCUCUACAGAACAAAAGAGUAGUUCCUCGAACGUUGAAACAAAGAGCUAUUACUUGGGAAAUGCUGCAGGGAGGCAGAACUCAAAACCUGUGACAGACGAAUCUGCAACAAUAGAUUCAGAUGACGAAAUAGAGGUUAACGCCCCUGUAACUGUUCGGCGUACCAAGCCCGCGACAAUAAGUUCAUGGAUAUCCAGGAAAAAUUCCACCCAAAAAAAUAUCAAGGUGACAGAGAUAAACAACACUGCACCUCCCAGGCAGCUCCAAAGAGAAAUUAAGAAUGACAAGAACGAAUGUUCUCUGUCCAAAACAAAGAGUCGGCCUUCAAAGCGGCUCAAAACAGCACUGAUCAGACAAGAGUCUACAGAUAUGGAAGAUCUAUCAGACAGUGCCAGUGAUACUGAGAAACCAUCCACGUCUAAGAGAUCUGGCGUAUCAAAAAAAUCUCAGAAAUCCGCUGUUGUGAAAGCUAAAGCCGCAGGGACUAAGAAGUCCCUGAAGAAAAAAAAUAAUUCUGCUAGGAAGAGAAAUUUAUUGAUGUCAUCUAGUGAUGAAACCGAUUUUGAAACGAACCAGGAGCAGUGUGGUGCUGCAGAGGAGACCGGGACCGAAGUAGCCAAAGCUAAAGACGUACCAGAGACGAAGGAAAGCGCCCAUCCCUCACAUCCUCCUCUCACACGGAACUAUGCGCCUUGGGAACAAAAACAAAUGAUAAAAUACUUGAUAGAAACACGCCAGAUUCAUCUUGCUAAAGGAUACCAGGUGUGGGGAAAGAUGGUCGGUACCGGGAAGUUAAGGCAUAGAUCAGUCGGUUCACUGAACAACAACUUCCGGAGAUCUAUACUGCCCAACAUAAAAAUGUUCAUAACGGAAGGCAAAGAUCGUGAUAGGUUCCUAAGUCUGUUGUGAUUGGUACCGUAUUACUUUUUAUACCAGAUAUUAUUAUUUCUUAUAUCGUUUGUUAAAAAUAUGUUUAAUCACACACCUUGAGUCUGACUUUUUUAUAUAAGUUUGUAUUGUUUUUCUGUUUGUAUACCUGUAGAAAGUAACUACUUAACGUCCAUUAUGUUUGUAUAUUUUAUCAUUAUUUAAAUACCAAAUACGUUCGAUAAUAUACUUGAAAGUAUUAUGACAUAACAACUAAGUUUGAUAAGCAACCUGCAAAUGUUUUAAUAUGAAAACUAAACUCGUUUGAUAAUAUACCUAAAAAUAUUAUAUUACUGAAAAUAAAUUCGUUGUUCAAAA
Molecule: messenger RNA, 2357 nt
Organism: Athalia rosae (coleseed sawfly)
Lineage: Eukaryota; Metazoa; Arthropoda; Insecta; Hymenoptera; Athaliidae
Exons: 9
Coding region: 216-2021 (601 amino acids)
Source: RefSeq, a predicted model, not a curated record